AUGAUCAUGAUACAAUGGAACAAUUGGACCAGGAACUCUGACUUCAUCCUACUAGGAUUAUUUGAUCACAGCCCUCUUCAUACUUUUUUCUUUUCCCUAAUCCUGGGUAUCUUCUUCAUGGCCUUCAUAGGAAAUUCUAUCAUGGUGAUUCUCAUCUACCUUGAUGCUCAUCUCCACACUCCCAUGUACAUCCUUCUCAGCCAACUUUCUCUAAUGGAUCUUAUGCUCAUCUGUACUACAGUACCCCAAAUGGCCUUCAAUUUCCUUUCUGGCAACAAGUCCAUCUCCAUGUCUGGCUGUGGAAUCCAGAUAUUCUUCUAUGUAUCUCUACUUGGAGCUGAGUGUUUUUUGUUGGCUGCCAUGUCCUAUGACCGUUAUGUAGCUAUUUGCUACCCACUAAGGUAUCCUAUUCUCAUGAGUCACAAAAUAUGUGGGCUCAUGGUUGCCUGCUCUUGGAUUCUUGGCUCUCUUGAUGGUAUAAUAGAAGUUGCAGCUGCAUUGUCUUUCUCAUAUUGUGGUUCCAGAGAAAUACCUCAUUUUUUCUGUGAUGUUCCUGCCUUGCUGACUCUUUCAUGUAGUAAUACCUUGAUAUUUGAAAAGAUUAUAUUUUUCUGCUGUAUAAUUAUGCUUACUUUACCUGUAGCAAUAAUUAUUGCUUCCUAUACUCGUGUGAUUCUGGCUGUUCUUCAUAUGGGUUCAGCUGAGAGUCGCCAUAAAGCUUUUGCCACCUGUUCCUCUCACCUCAUGGUGGUGGGAAUGUAUUAUGGUGCAGCCAUGUUCAUAUACAUGAGGCCUUCUUCUGGUCGUUCUCCCACCCAGGACAAAAUAGUGUCAGCUUUCUACACUAUCCUUACACCAAUGUUGAAUCCCCUCAUUUAUAGCCUCCGGAACAAAGAAGUAGCCAAAGCAUUCAUGAAAGUCUUCAGGAUUGAUAAGGCAGCAGCAUGA
This is a messenger RNA of Grammomys surdaster, 948 nucleotides long. RefSeq names its product olfactory receptor 2M3-like. Gene Ontology annotation, cellular component: membrane. NCBI's taxonomy places the organism in Eukaryota, Metazoa, Chordata, Mammalia, Rodentia, Muridae. The record is from RefSeq and is a predicted model, not a curated record. Gene Ontology annotation, biological process: G protein-coupled receptor signaling pathway. The coding region runs from base 1 to 948 and encodes 315 amino acids. Gene Ontology annotation, molecular function: G protein-coupled receptor activity; olfactory receptor activity. The transcript has a single exon.